Messenger RNA from Anoplopoma fimbria (sablefish), 3830 nucleotides. It is a transcript of the gene nod1, whose product is annotated as nucleotide-binding oligomerization domain containing 1. The record is from RefSeq and is a predicted model, not a curated record. Gene Ontology annotation, biological process: regulation of apoptotic process. NCBI's taxonomy places the organism in Eukaryota, Metazoa, Chordata, Actinopteri, Perciformes, Anoplopomatidae. The transcript is spliced from 12 exons. Bases 174 to 2993 code for a protein of 939 amino acids. Gene Ontology annotation, molecular function: protein binding.
GUAACACCGGUAGUUUACACAAAGUAACACCCAUGGUCACUUGUUACACCAACAAGAGUUAGUUCCCUAUAAUAUUCGUUUUAUUUUAUUUUAAAGUGCAGUGUUCGCAGCGUUUUUAUGUGGAUGUAGCACCAUGAUAGCACUCAUCUUUCGGUGACCGUUGUGCAGUAAAUAUGGGUCGGAUGGAAGAAGCCCAGGCGUCGUGCCUUAACAUCCUCACCUACCACAGGGAGCUGCUGGUGUCCAGGUUGAGGAGUAUUCAAUGCAUCCUGGACAACCUGUUGGCCUGCGGCUUCGUCUGUGAAGAAGAUGUUGAGAUCGUUCAGCGAUCGGCCACCAAGACAGAUCAGGUGCGCAAAAUCUUGGAGCUAGUACAAUGCAAAGGGGAGGAGGCCUGUCAGUACUUUAUUUACAUCAUAUAUAAAGUAUGUGACGCAUACAUAGACCUCCAGCCAUGGUUGAAAGAGAUCAACUUCACCCCAAGCAUUGAUGUAACGGCGAUGACAGUGGUUAACACCGAUCCCAUCAGCAGGUAUUGUGAGAAGUUGAGGCAUGAGAUGAGCCGGGACACCAGCUUCAUCAUGUCAUACGGCCAGCGGGAGGAGACCCGUCUGGAGGACCUUUACACUGACACACAGAUGGAACUGCUGAACGACUGCAAUGAAAGUUUGGACUUCUUGGAGAGUCUGGACCAGCUCCUAGGAGACCAUGCGGUCUUCAAUCCACAAGGUGAAACCAUCUAUGUGAUGGGGGAUGCCGGUGUGGGGAAAUCCAUCCUCCUGCAGAAGCUCCAGAACCUCUGGUCCAAGAAAGAGCUGCAGACGGACGCCAUCUUCUUCUUUAAGUUCCGCUGUAGGAUGUUCAGCAUCUUCAAGGACUCAGAUCAGAUCUCCCUCAGAGACCUUUUGUUCAAAUACAACUGCUACCCAGAUCACGAUCCAGAUGAUGAGGUGUUUGACUACAUCCUGCGCUUCCCAGAGAAGGUUCUCUUCACAUUUGACGGAUAUGAUGAGAUUCAGAUGAAUGACCUGACUAAUGUCACUGAAGUGGUGUCACCAGAAGUCAAGGCGCACCCUCUCCAGCUGCUCAUCAGCUUGCUCUGUGGGAAACUACUCAAGGGCUCCCAGAAGGUGCUGACGGCCCGAACGGGUACCGAGAUCCAGAGCAGGGUGAUCAGAAAGAAAGUGUCUCUGCGGGGGUUCUCUCCAGCUCAUCUGAAGACCUACAUCGAUCUCCACUUCAAGGAACAGGAGCACCGAGAUCUGGUGUCAGUUCAGCUGGAUGCCAGCCCCCACCUCUGUGGCCUCUGCUCCACCCCGCUGUUCUGCUGGAUUGUACUGAAGAGCUUUAGCCACCUGCACACCAUGCACGAUAGCUUUCAUCUGCCUGAAACCUGCAUCACACUCACGGACAUCUUCCUCCUGCUGUCUGAGGUCUUCCUCAGCCGCCUUGGCUCGCCUGCGCCGUCUCUGCUGAAGAAAAGAACUCGGUGUGUCUCAGAGACCUUCAAAGCGGGGCUCAGGCCUCUUUCAGCAUUUGCCAAACUGGCCCUUCAGGGUAUGGAGAGAGGUAGCUUCAUUUACAGCCAGGAGGAGAUCACUGAGUGCGGCCUGUCAGAGGAGGACCUGACCCUGGGCUUUCUUAGACCUGUCACUGAGUAUGAUGCCAGUGGGAGCCCCGCUACAUUUGAAGUCCUCCAUAUCAUCCUCCAGUCUUUCCUGGCGGCGUUUGCUCUUGUGUUAGAUGAGCAGGCUGCUGCCGGCUCCAUCCUCAAGUUCUUCACAGAGUGCAGCAGGAAAAAAGAAUCGUGUCUGCCUUUCAACUUCUGCAUCUGUGGCUCCUCGCAGUCCAACGAAAAGACGCCAUUUGAAACAAAUGAACACCUCCAGUUCACUAAUCUGUUCUUGUGUGGACUGCUGUCCAAGGCUAACGUCGGCCUGAUGGAGCACCUGGUGUCCCCUGUGUUAUUAAAGAAAAAACGGGCCUUGCUGAAAUCCUACCUCUCCACCAGUGUAAAGUCCCACCUCUUGGGAUUACCCCACUUCAACGGCGAAGAGGGCAAGAAAGUUCACGUUUUGCCCAACUUCCUGUGGAUGCUGCGGUGCAUCUUUGAGACAGGCAGCAAAGACAUCGCACAGAUGACAGCGAAAGGCAUCACAGCUGGCUUCAUCAAGCUGGGUUACUGCAAUGUGUUCUCAGGCGACUGCACCGCCCUGAACUUUGUACUGCAGCACCGUCGGAAGCACCUGGGCCUUGACAUGGACAACAACAACAUCAGUGACUAUGGGGUGAAGCAGCUGAGGCCCUCCUUCUCUAAGAUGACAAUAGUAAGAUUCUGUGUCAAUCACCUGUCUGACAGCAGCAUCGAGGUUCUUGCAGAGGAGCUGUGUAAGCACAAAGUUGUGGAGGUCUUGGGACUUUACAACAAUCACAUCACAGAUGUUGGAGCCAAGCUAGUUGCUCAGAUAAUUGAGGAAUGCCCAAAGCUGCGAAUUGUCAAGAUUGGUAAAAACAAGAUCACUAGUGUUGGUGGGAGGCAUUUGGCCAACGCGAUUCAGAGGAGCACCUCUAUAUUUGAUGUGGGUAUGUGGGGGAACAGCAUCGGCGAUGAGGGAGCAGAAGCAUUUGCUGAAUGUCUGAGGCAUCACCCGAGUCUCACCAACCUCAGUCUCUCAGCCAACGGCAUCACAUCUAAAGGUGGGAAGUACCUGGCAGAAGCGCUGAAAGAGAACAGCGUUCUCAGGAUAUUCUGGUUAGUGCAGAAUGAGUUGACUGAUGAUGCCACUCCAUACUUGGCUGACUUGGUCCAAGCCAACACAGGUUUAAGCCACCUCUGGUUAAUCAGCAACCAGUUCACUGUGGAUGGGAUCAAAAACCUCGCUGAGGCCCUCACUCACAACACAGCACUCAAAGAGAUAUGUGUGAAAGGAAACCAGCUCUCUGAAGAGGAAGAGAAACAGUUUGUGAAGGAGAAAAGGCUGCAGUUCCACUGAAUGGGCACUCCUGUGAGACGAGUAUCUGCUGAAUAAUGUCCGUAUAUAAAGUGUGUUCACUGUAUGCAUGCACAGUGUCAGCAAUCUGAAACAGUAUGGUGUUUGAUUUCACCUGGGUGAAAAUGUUUGGUAUGGGCACAAAGUCUGAUGAAAUAUACUGUAUACAUAUCACAUCGUUUAUUGUUGAUGAAACCAUUUUUGCACUGAGCAAACAGCCUGUUUUUAAUGUUUUAUGUAGAAUAUGUUUGCAGAGAAAUGUCAUGACGGGGGAAAAAAAACAUCCUUCCCCGUGACUUCAGAUACAUGUUUUUAUUUGUAUGCAUAUAUGAACAAUAACUUCAUUAUAUUUAUUAUUUGACUUUAAUGUUUACUGUCUGUACAGAGAUAUUCACACCUCUGCCUUUGGUAACUGGAUCCCAAUAUGAAUGUAUUCAGUUGUAUGAAUUUCUCCUGAUGGACUCUUGACAGUGCUGGUGGUGAAAAGGCUUAGUUCAAUAAAGAAGACCGCUCUCUUUAUUCUCUGGAUCCGUUUCCCUCAAUAGGCCUUUUUAUUUGCCUCAAUACAAUAUAUGAGGCAAUUCCCUCCUGGUUAUUGUGAUCAGACACAGUAAUUACUACCUGCACUAAACCUCAAAGGGGCUUUAAUACUUACAGAUAUACUUACCUGAGUGCUUGUUCAAAACAUGUCUGUUUAGAACUUGUCGAAUGCUUGGCCUGUGGUGUUGCUGCUCGCUUUUUUUUUUCUCGAGAACCGCUAAUAAAAACAACUUUACUCAACACUGGGUUCCUUGGGUCCUAAGAAAUACCCCUGCCAUGACAUGGUUACAUCACACACCC